Molecule: messenger RNA, 932 nt
Organism: Ambispora leptoticha
Lineage: Eukaryota; Fungi; Glomeromycota; Glomeromycetes; Archaeosporales; Ambisporaceae
Source: the annotation of a GenBank genome assembly
GAAUUGAAGAAGAUGGUAGAACUACUAUGACGAAUACCAAUACGGAGCUGGAAGAACAAAUUGCGCAUGACAUCCAACCAAAACAGCUAAAGAGAAAAUAUGAUGCCAAUGAAGAAAAUUUAGGAAUAAAUGAAAGUUCAGAUAGCGACAACAUAGAAUCAACGGAAUUAGAUCCUAAUGAAGAGAUAAAUAUUGACGACAAUGAAAUUUUGGACUUUGAUCCACUAAGUAAUGUUGAAUCUGAUAUUAGCGAAACAGAACCUGAUAGUGGGUUAUCUUCUGUACGAAAAUAUCCAGAUGAAAAUAGUCCAAAAGAUAUUUGGCUCUUACCAUCAGGAAGAUCAAUAAGAAAUAUAAUUUGUGGUCCAAAGAAUCUUCACAAGUCUCACCCGUCAUGUCUGGAUAUUAUACGCAUUGGCUCAGAAGUCAGGAAGCCAGAAUGGAUUGAACAAGAGGAUUGGAAUUAUUUAAAUUCAAGUGUUGAAUAUCCGCGUUAUGAUUUAUCAACUGAAAUCAAAGAUCUAUUCAGUGUACUGUUAGAGACCAAUUCGCUAAAUGAGUAUAAAAAGUGUCUUCAUAAUGUCAAAUUUGACCAUGAAAAUGAUAUAGAAAUGAUUUUCGUAACAGAUGUCUUAUCAUGGUUUAUAAAUAAGAAUGAAGCAUUAUUGGGAUCGCUUAUGAUUCAUCCAGUACUACAAUACCUUGUAAACGCAACUAACCACGCUAUAUAUGUGCCAGGUGAGAUUUAUCUUAAAGCUAGCACAAAUCAACGAUUAUUACGACGUAACCUCAAACCUGAUGAUGAUAAGCCCUUGGGCAUGAAAGUUGAUGGUUCUUUCCAGUUCCCUGGUGAAAGAGGAGUUGAAAUUGGCAUGGUUGAAUUAUCUGGUGGCUAUUUAACUAAGGAUAUGCCUCGCUAUUUAAAAGAUCAU